UUCAGCAUUCCUGGUUUAUUGUGACUCGCUAAUAAAAACACGGGCAGCAUAUGCUCAGACUCUCAGCAGCAGGCGGUGUUCAGGUGUCUGGAUUAAGACUUCACUGAUCUGUGUGUACCAGCUGCAAAGAUCUGAUUCCCAGCCAUCCUUUUAACAUUUUAAAAGGUGGAUCUUGAAGCAGUUGCUACAAGGAGCAAAGAUGUUGACUGACGAAGUAUCACAAAUACAGGAGGUGAGGUACUGUCUGAAAACUCUGAGGGAACAAAUGGCGGCCAGACAUAACAACAACAAUAACAAGGUUCUACCCAACGGCGUCCGAGUUAGCGUGCCCCUCAGCAACUCUCCUGUCUCCAACUCCAAUGUGGAUGGGCCUGUCUCAGAGACACCGGAGGAGGAGUGUGUGAGGUUGAGAGAAGUGACCAAACGUCUGUACGCUCAGCUGCAGUCCAUGGAAAAGAGACACCAAGAGGAGAGAGAAGCACUGCAGGCCGAGAACAGAGAGAGUCAGUUGCGUCUACGGGAGCUAACAGAGCGGGGGCAGCGUGCCGAGAAAGAGGCGGAGUGUCGAGGCCAGAACAUGGAGAAACUCCAAAGACUUCUGGCAAGUCUCGAGGUGGAGAAUGCCAGCCUCUGUGAUAAACUGGCUGCUGGAGAGGCUGAGCUUCAGAAACUGAGAGCUCUAAAGGACGAGGAGAAAGAAAAGAAGCACGAGAAACUGGAGAAAGAGCUGGCUGCUCAGAAAGAGAAAAAUCAUCACCUAGAUGACAUGCUGAAGAGCCAGCAGAGGAAAGUCAGACACAUGAUUGAACAGCUGCAGAACUCUCGGACCAUGCUCGACGACAGAGAUCGUGUGAUUGAUGACCUGGAGGAAAAGGUGGCAUUUCUGGAUGCUGAGAACAGAGAGAUGCGUGACCAGGUGGAAUUCUGUCUUGGUAAUCAGAUGUCCAGCUCACACCAGUUAGAUAAGGGAGCCCAAAUUGUAUACAGCAAGCCUCUGACACCGACAAGUCCUGGAAACAAGUCUCUGCCCUUCAUCAAAGUGAUAGAGAUCAAGUCCUGAGAGGCCAAAAGAUGGAGGGAAAUGAGUCUGCAUUUCUUUAAUAUAUAUGUAUAUGUACAUGUAUGUAUAUGUUUCAUACGCCACCUUUAGUCUGGGUGCCCACUGCAUAGCCUUUAUUUAGUUCUUUAAGCUGUCAUCAUUUUUAAAGCAUAUAUGUUUGUGCUCAAAAAUAUCCAAAUUGCUUUUACAGUUGAGAUUAGAUCAGCCUUACAGUACAUGCACUGUUAAUCUAUUACUUUAUGUUCUGUAAUUACAUUGCAUGCAAGAAAUAUACAUCUAUGAUUACAUUAAUUACAUUACAUUGCAUGCAAGAAAUAUACAUCUAUGAUAUCCAUGCAAAUCACAUAAAUUGUAAAAGACUGGGUUACAAAGUGUGUUGUUAGAAUGUUGCUUUACAGCAGAUUAAUUUGGAUACAUUUUAAGUUUAUAUUCAGCUUCUAUAAUAUUGAAAAAUAUUAAAAUAAAAAAAUUGCAUUAUGAACAGCAGGGUUACAUCAUUACUAGUGUUGUAACAAUUCUGUAAGAAUCCAGAUAAAAUCCAUCUACUUUAUUGUCAUUUUGUACAAGAACACACUGAAGUAAAUGAAAAUAUUCAGAAUCCAAGAGUACGAUGGUCAGGAUAUAUUUUCAAUACUUCGAGGCUUUAUGUGAAUGUUUUCAUUUUCAACUUAGUGGGACAUUCAACACUAUAAAUGGUCAAUGUUUUAGAAUGACGCACUUCUCACAAACUAAAACAUGUUAUUUGUUCCCAUAUUUUUUUCUUCAUUCAGACUGUGAAGUGUAUUGUGAAAUAUACAUAAUGAACAGUAAUAUACAUAACAUUUGUCUAUAUGCCUAUAUGUCUAUAUGUCUAUCUUACAGACUUAGGCCUAGAUCAAAUAUUUGGCCAACUAUGCAAUUAUAGUAGUAUUUUAUGCUUAGAUACACUAUUUUUUUUAUAUCUGGAGCUAAUUGUUUACUGAUAAUGAUCUCUCUACAUCAGUAAAGAUAACACUCUUUCUGUUAUUGUUUCUAUAAGCAGCUCACCAUUCCCAUAUUAAAUGUGAAAUACAAAUCUCUCAUAGAAGAAUGUUUAUAGAAGCUGUAUAGUGGUGAUGUUAAUGUUUUGCUAUGCAUUUUGCUAUGUAUUUAUGUUGUGUAUUGGGAAUUUAAAUAAAGUUCAAUAUAACAUACA
Astyanax mexicanus (Mexican tetra) is the source of this 2234-nucleotide messenger RNA. It is a transcript of the gene tuft1b, whose product is annotated as tuftelin 1b. The transcript is spliced from 11 exons. Gene Ontology annotation, cellular component: intracellular anatomical structure. Bases 200 to 1060 code for a protein of 286 amino acids. Gene Ontology annotation, biological process: intracellular signal transduction. The record is from RefSeq and is a predicted model, not a curated record. Lineage: Eukaryota; Metazoa; Chordata; Actinopteri; Characiformes; Acestrorhamphidae.